AUGACUGGGAUUGCUAAAGUCAUCGUGAGUUUUUUUCGAAAAGGUGAAGAAGUCGCCAUCGAACGUCAUCGAAGCAGGGUCCCAGUAGACAAAGAAGCUCAUAGAGGAGUAUCUGAACUAAAAAAACAUCUUACGGAAACAUCUUAUGGAAUUGGCGGAUUUUCGUUAAAGUUAUUUCGCCUGGCGAAAUCGCCUGCGGGCAAAUGCGAAAAUUUUGCAAUUGUGACGGAUGGGCAAUGGCAGCUUGAACUUCCAAAUUUAAUAUCGGAUGAAAGUAGCAGUGAGCUCAACGUACACAUUAUCCAAGAAGUCACAAACUGGACCGGAAAGCCAGUAGUGUUGCUGAAGGCGCCGGCUACAUCUGAUAAAAGCAAGCAGAAGUCAAUGAACGACACUGAGAAGAAAGGUGACGAGUCAAAAGUGAGAAGGAAACGGAAAUCACGAGAAGAAGCAAAAGAAGAUGAAAAUCUGGCAAAGAGGAUCAUGACUGAAGGAGGUGACAUCGAGAGAAACGAAAGGCAACAAGGAAACCUUCAAAAGUUUCAGGAUGGUAGGGCUGAAUUAGCACUUGUAGUUCGUUUACCUGAUUUUCAAAAGUCAUAA
This is a messenger RNA of Pocillopora verrucosa, 603 nucleotides long. The record is from RefSeq and is a predicted model, not a curated record. Lineage: Eukaryota; Metazoa; Cnidaria; Anthozoa; Scleractinia; Pocilloporidae.